This is a messenger RNA of Pedinophyceae sp. YPF-701, 465 nucleotides long. The record is from the annotation of a GenBank genome assembly. NCBI's taxonomy places the organism in Eukaryota, Viridiplantae, Chlorophyta, Pedinophyceae.
AUGGCGGACUUCCAGGCGCAGCGCGAGCCGCUGGAGAAGGCGAUAGAGAGAGCGUUGAACAAACUCGCAGAGAUCGAGACCGCCAUCAACGACCCACAGCCCGGAUCCAAGGAGGAACUGCACCACGCGAUCAUCGGCCUCCAGUUCAAUCUCCAGAAGAUGACCACCCUCAGGGACCUCGCGAACCGCGGCGAGACCAAGACCGAAGUCCCCGUCCGCCUCCUCAGGGACCUCGACGAGGGCUGGCACCCGGAUGCCUUCACGAAGAACGCCCUCCAGGACGCAGCGAAGUUGAACGCGCAGGCACGGGACCUCUCCGGGCGGGUGCGCGCGCUGCAGGAGGCGCUGCUGCGAGGAGCCGCGAAGGCCAUGCCGGAGGAGGUGGAGGAGUAUUUGGCGCUGGACAGCGAGCGAACGGACCUGCGGCGAGCCGCGCAAGGUGCCGCGGAGGCUCAGGGCCAGUAG